AUGCGUAUCGCGGCGUUGUCUGUUCCCCAGCACCCGUCGUCUCCAGUACUCAUUACCAUCCAAUUACGCCCGAACAAAGGAACUGAAUGGAGCUCCCUAUGCGAGCUUAUUGAAGGUCGCUGCCCCAGUCUAUUUGACAACUUCAAAGUACGGGGGCUAAACAGGCACGUUCCCGAAGGCGUGCCCGCGGCGCAGGAUGCUCCGAUAAUAGUGGUAUUAACGGGAUUCACGGGAGAUAUGUGUCCACGGGAUGGGAUACUUUCGCCCGCGUGUGCACCCAUCGACCGAGGUGGACUUGGUUAUCGAGCCGUGGUAGUCAAUUUCCGAGGAUUGCUAACGUAG
This is a messenger RNA of Guyanagaster necrorhizus, 342 nucleotides long. RefSeq lists its product as uncharacterized. Lineage: Eukaryota; Fungi; Basidiomycota; Agaricomycetes; Agaricales; Physalacriaceae. The record is from RefSeq and is a predicted model, not a curated record. Bases 1 to 342 code for a protein of 113 amino acids. The transcript has 5 exons.